AUUUUUUGUUAAAUCUUAAACUUUGUGGUAGGAAAAUGUAAUGUAUAUUGAUAGUAUUUAGAAUGAUUAUAUUGACUAUGAAAGAUACAAAUUUCAAAAUAAAGUUUUAUAUGGUUAGCUUUCUCUUUCUUUAACUUUAGUUGUUGUUGUUGUCAUUGUUUUUUUAUUUUUAUUUUUGGUUCUGAUUGAAUUAGUCUUGGGCUUGGUAACUGGACAAGUUGUAAUUUAAGAUAUUUUGUAGCUUAACAUAGUUCAGAGUUCGAUCAGCAACAGAAUUCAACAGCAUCGAGGAUGGCCGAAGUUUUAGAGGCACAUCCUAAGGUGGCUCAGGUCUAUUAUCCUGGCUUGAAAAGUCAUCCUGAACAUGAACUUGCCAAGAGGCAAAUGACUAGUUUUGGUGGUGUCGUCAGUUUUGAUAUUGAUGGCGACUUACAUACCACCAUCAAAUUCAUUGAUGCACUUAAAAUUCCAUACAUUGCCCCAUCUUUUGGUGGCUGUGAGAGUAUUGUGGAUCAACCAGCAAUUAUGUCUUACUGGUACUGCCCUUGAAUUUUCAAUAUAUUGAUUGAAAAUGUAAUUAUUAUUUGUCAGUAGUAA
Humulus lupulus (European hop) is the source of this 597-nucleotide messenger RNA. Its product is annotated as cystathionine gamma-synthase 1, chloroplastic-like. Gene Ontology annotation, molecular function: cystathionine gamma-synthase activity; pyridoxal phosphate binding. Gene Ontology annotation, cellular component: chloroplast. The transcript has 3 exons. Lineage: Eukaryota; Viridiplantae; Streptophyta; Magnoliopsida; Rosales; Cannabaceae. Bases 292 to 549 code for a protein of 85 amino acids. The record is from RefSeq and is a predicted model, not a curated record. Gene Ontology annotation, biological process: transsulfuration.